AUGAAUGCCGCAGACCGUAAUGCAGUACAGGGAAUAAUUAUGGAAGUGGUUGCUAAUUUACUAAAGGCUCAUAGUGCGGAGAAUAGCUGGACGGAAUACUAUGGAAGCGCAGUCUCCAACACAUUAUCAGAGAUGCUUCCACUGAUAGUACCUUCAACUACAGUGUCCAACUGCUCACUGCUGGACAUGCACUCCGUCUCCGUCCGUACUGCUUGA
Messenger RNA from Brugia pahangi, 216 nucleotides. Lineage: Eukaryota; Metazoa; Nematoda; Chromadorea; Rhabditida; Onchocercidae. The record is from the annotation of a GenBank genome assembly.